Capsaspora owczarzaki ATCC 30864 is the source of this 583-nucleotide messenger RNA. Its product is annotated as ribosomal protein L32. Gene Ontology annotation, molecular function: structural constituent of ribosome. NCBI's taxonomy places the organism in Eukaryota, Filasterea, Ministeriida, Capsasporidae. The record is from RefSeq and is a predicted model, not a curated record. Gene Ontology annotation, cellular component: cytosolic large ribosomal subunit; ribosome. The transcript has 2 exons. The coding region runs from base 33 to 434 and encodes 133 amino acids. Gene Ontology annotation, biological process: translation.
AUUUGCUCGCUCUCUUGUUCUAAUAAUCGCAAAUGGUUGCCUCCGCCAACCGCGUUAAGAUCGUCAAGAAGCGCACCAAGCGCUUCAUCCGCCACCAGUCGGACAAGUAUGCCUGCGUUGCCCAGUCGUGGCGCAAGCCCAAGGGUAUUGACAACGUUGUCCGUCGUCGCAUGCACGGCACCUACGUCAUGCCCAAGAUCGGCUACCGCAACAACCACAAGACCCGUCACCUCCUUCCCGACGGCUUCCGCAAGUUCACCGUUGCCAACCUGAAGGAGCUCGAGGUCCUCCUCUUGCACAACCGAACCUUCGCUGCCGAGAUCGCCCACAACGUCUCCAGCCGAAACCGCAAGGCCAUCGUUGAGCGUGCCGCCCAGCUCAACAUCAAGGUCCUCAACGCCAACGCCCGCCUGCGCACUGAGGCCAGCGAAUAAGCGCUGCCACCGUCCCCUUCCCCUCUCCACGAUCUUUUGCGAGACCUUUAAACAAGGAGUGGCAGGCUCUUCCCAGUUUGUUGCUCUGUUCUGUUGCUGCAGGAUUUUCGUUGUAAAAGCAAUGUAGCAAUUGAGCUCUUUAAUUCUUU